Gongylonema pulchrum is the source of this 459-nucleotide messenger RNA. Lineage: Eukaryota; Metazoa; Nematoda; Chromadorea; Rhabditida; Gongylonematidae. The record is from the annotation of a GenBank genome assembly.
AUGGGUUUCAUUGUCAGAGGUGAGCGUUACGGACGUGAUGAAUGCGCAUGCGCUGUUGUACUUGCACUUGGAGCAUCUCUGUUCCUUCUUUCGAAUAACACAAAAGGAUUUGCAGUUGAUGAUCGUGUGACAACACUGUCGGGAAUUUGCUUAAUGUCUGGCUAUCUGUUAUUCGAUGCUUUCACGUUAAAUUGGCAAAAGACAUUGUUUGACUGCAAGCCAAGAAUUUCAAAAUACCAGGUUGUAAUAUAUGCAACAAUUGAGCGCUUUGGCCCAGUGAUAUUUGCUGUGAUGAUGACGUUGCGGCAGAUUUUUUCGAUAAUGCUUUCAACGGUGGCUUAUGGGCAUCCCAUAUCAGCGCUUUCAGUUCUUGGCUUUUUUAUAACAUUCAGCGCUAUUUUUAUCAACAUCUACAGAAGACACCGUGUUGUGCAAAAUAGGCAUCAAUUGGAUACAUAA